Pseudopipra pipra is the source of this 1597-nucleotide messenger RNA. RefSeq names its product JunD proto-oncogene, AP-1 transcription factor subunit (gene JUND). Gene Ontology annotation, molecular function: RNA polymerase II cis-regulatory region sequence-specific DNA binding; transcription factor binding; DNA-binding transcription factor activity, RNA polymerase II-specific. The record is from RefSeq and is a predicted model, not a curated record. Gene Ontology annotation, biological process: regulation of cell cycle; regulation of cell population proliferation; regulation of transcription by RNA polymerase II. The transcript has a single exon. Lineage: Eukaryota; Metazoa; Chordata; Aves; Passeriformes; Pipridae. The coding region runs from base 162 to 1106 and encodes 314 amino acids. Gene Ontology annotation, cellular component: transcription regulator complex.
CGGCGGCGGCAGACGUGUGUGCGCGCGCGCAGGAGCGGGGCCGCGGCCGGUGCGCACCGGGCGCCUCCCCCGCCCCCUCCCCAACCCCUUUCCCCGCGCUCGCCCCGGUCCUCCCCCCCCCUCCCGGCCCCGUUUCCCCCGCAGCCGGGCGGGGGAGGAGGAUGGAAACACCCUUCUACCAUGAUGAUGUGUUGAGCGGCCUCGGCAGCGGCUUCGCCCCGUCCUCCGGCAGCAGCGGGCUCCUCCUGCCCUUCCCUGGCGGCAGCAUGAUGAAGAAGGACGCGCUCGGCAUGGCCUUACCGGAGCAGUUGGCGGCGGCGCUGAAAGCCCCCGGCGCGGCCAGCGGCGAAGCGGCGGGGCUGCUGGGCUCGGCCGAGCUGGGGCUGCUCAAACUGGCGUCACCGGAGCUGGAGCGGCUCAUCAUCCAGUCCAACGGGCUGGUCACCACCACCCCGACGAGCGGGCAGUUCCUCUACCCGAAAGCGGCCGCCUCCGAGGAGCAGGAGUUCGCCGAGGGCUUCGUGAAGGCGCUGGAGGACUUGCACAAGCAGAACCAGCUGGGCGGCGGCGCGGCGGGGAGCGGCGGCGGCGGAGGAGGGAGCGGCGGCGGGAGCGGCGGCGCGGGCGAGCUGCCCGCCGCCGGGAUGGCCCCGGAGCCGCCGGUCUACGCCAACCUCAGCACCUACCCGGCCGUCAGCUACGCCGCCGACCCGGGGCCGUUCGCGGCGCCGCCGCCGCGGCUCCCGCCGCCGCCCCCGCCGCCGCCGCCGCUGAAGGACGAGCCGCAGAUCGUGCCGGAGGUGCCGAGUUUCGGGGAGAGCCCGCCGCUGUCCCCCAUCGACAUGGACACGCAGGAGCGCAUCAAGGCGGAGCGGAAGCGGCUGAGGAACCGCAUCGCCGCCUCCAAGUGCCGCAAGAGGAAGCUGGAGCGGAUCUCCCGGCUGGAGGAGAAGGUGAAGAGCCUCAAGAGCCAGAACACGGAGCUCGCCUCCACCGCCAGCCUGCUCCGCGAGCAGGUCGCCCAGCUCAAGCAGAAGGUGCUCAGCCACGUCAACAGCGGCUGCCAGCUCCUGCCCCAGCACCAGCAUCAGGUGCCGGCGUACUGACCGGGGGGGCCCGAGCCCGGGGACGGACUUUGAGGGGUCCCGGGCACGGACCGAGGGGAACUUGGGGAGCGCCCGCCCUGCCCCGGGCACGGACCGAGGGGAACUUGGGGAGCCGCCCGUGCGUGCCGGGCACAGACUGAGGGGAGCGGGGGUAGAGCCCAUCCCGCCCCGGGAACGGACCGAGGGGUUCCGGGCACGGAGCGGGGGGAGCGCCCGCCAUGCCCCGGGCGCGGACUGAGGGAUGCCGGGCAUGGACGGAGGGGUCCCGAGGGGAGGAAGAGGAGCGAUAAUCAGCCCCCUCAGCUCCCUGAGGGGUCCGAGCGGAGGUCCGGGACCGGCUCCGGGCGGUGGGCACCGAGCACCCCCCGCGCACGGGCUGCGGGGAGGGAGAAGCCGGGGGUUCCCCUCACGGACUGAGGGGGGACUUGGGCCUUCCCCCCGCGCCCCACACAUUCCAGUCAGGCCCCAGUAAAGCCCCGCGACACGGAGAA